AUGGAUGCGACGGAACGGAUUAAAGCAGCGUCUAACUUCCUCCUUCAGUCCCCUCCUGGCGAGAUCAACGAUGUACUAAACGAUAUUCGCAACAUUAUCUCCGACGACGAUCUCCUCCAGGAAGGCAUCCAACCCGUUCUCAGGAGAUACAAUAUAGAACAAUUCACCGUUGUGGAUGUUCCGGAGACGAAUCAUCAAUCCAUCAUCAGUGAAGCUGCUCGAGUGGGGUCUUCAUCAGGGGAAGAAGAGCGGUUCUUGGAUCCGAGGUCGAAGAUAUCUUUUGUAUUCGACCAUCUCAGCCUUGAAGCCUCAGACCCACAACCCUUCGAGGCGGAUGCCGAACAAGAAUCCUUCCGUGCUGCACUAGAGACUGCGGCCUUGAAUUAUCUCAAGGCUCAUUUCAUAGAUGGUGUCGCGGCUGUCUUCUCUUCAAAAGAAGGAGCCAACCGUUAUGUUAUCCAAGUUGUGGCGAACAAAUAUAAUCCAACGAAUUAUUGGUCCGGAAGAUGGCGUUCAGAAUAUGUGGUCGAUUUGACUGCAAAUGAAGUUGUCGGAAAGAUUCUCAUCAACGUCCAUUAUUAUGAGCAAGGAAAUGUUCAAUUAAAUGCAAAUCACGCCGUUUCUUUCAAUAUCCCCCCAGCAAUUGCAUCGUCUGUCGCAAACACUGCAUCCUCCAAGAUCUUCGCGUUGAUCGAAGACGAGGAAGGAAAAUAUCAGGUAUCUUUAAACGAGACCUACCAAGAGAUGGGAGAGAAGACCUUCAAGGGAUUGAGGCGCGCUUUACCGCUUACAAGGCAGAAGUUGGACUGGGACAAGGUGAUGGGCUACAGACUUGGAGCAGAAUUAUCAGGAAACAGAGGCCCUUUCCCCACUACAUGA
This is a messenger RNA of Cyclocybe aegerita, 879 nucleotides long. The record is from the annotation of a GenBank genome assembly. Lineage: Eukaryota; Fungi; Basidiomycota; Agaricomycetes; Agaricales; Hemipholiotaceae.